AUGGUUUUGAAGCAAUGUCGCAAGAAAAUCGAAAGAACUCGAGCUGAGAGUGUUUUGCUACAAAUUCUCAUGGACCUUCCCAAUAGGGAUCGGGUUUUCUCAGGAUCGUUCUCAUGCUUAACUGCUAUCAUUCUUCUAUUAUGGAGUGUCCUGACUCUAAUAGAAGCUGGUGGGAAUGAGACCGAUCGACUUGCUUUGCUGGAAUUCAAGGCCCACAUAACCGAUCCUGGCAAGGUUUUGAGCUCGUGGAAUGAUACUAGCCACUUCUGCGAGUGGCACGGUGUAACAUGCGGCCAUAGACACCGAAGAGUUACCAUAUUGGACCUUCGCUCCACGAAUCUAGCCGGGAUCGUGCCGCCCCAUAUUGGUAAUUUGAGCUUUCUGAGGGAAGUCAAUCUGGAGAACAACAGUUUCCUCUCCAAAAUUCCCUCGCAAUUCGGCCACUUGUUUCGGUUGCAGCAGUUGUUCCUUAAUAACAACUCGUUCAGUGGACAAAUCCCUUCAAAUCUCUCUCAUUGCUCUGAUUUGCUCACUCUUGACAUAGGCUUCAACAUGCUCCAAGGAAAUUUGCCUGCGGAACUUGGCUCCUUGUCCAAGCUCCAAGUACUUGUACUUCAAUCCAACAGUUUGGCGGGAAACAUUCCACCAUCUUUUGGAAACUUAUCCUCUCUUCAAGUCUGCGCAAUAGCGUCCAUUAACCUCCUCAGUGGUACAAUACCGGAGACUCUCGGCCAGCUGAGAAAUCUAGACAUCCUUGCUCUUGGCGGGAAUAAUUUUGUCGGUAAGAUUCCUAUCUCAAUUUUCAAUAUAUCUACCUUGACAAUCCUUGAUGUGACUGAAAAUCAAUUAGAGGGGGGUUUGCCCAGCAACUUAGGCUUCACUCUUCCGAAUCUCGAGCUAAUAGGUUUGAGUUUCAACCACCUUACCAGACCAAUUCCUGAGUCAAUAUCCAAUGCCUCUAAUCUUGCUCAUUUUGAAAACGGGUGGAACAAAUUUACAGGGAAAGUUCCUUCUUUCUCAAAGAUGAGAGGACUCUCUAAGUUUGCCAUUGACUAUAACAACUUAGGAAGUGGGCAAUUUGCUAAUUUGGACUUCCUCUGCUCUUUAACCAAUUCCACAAACUUAAGAAUAUUGGGUAUACAGAACAAUGCUUUUGGAGGACCAAUACCUGACUGUAUCGGUAACCUCUCUAUCACCCUUUCGCUAUUUGGGAUAGAGGACAAUGAUAUUUCUGGAACCUUACCUUCUGGAAUCGGAAAUCUCAUCGAUUUAGAAUUGCUGCACAUGGGGGGCAACGACAUCUCUGGAGACAUUCCUUCCGAGAUAGGGAAUAUGAACAAAUUGAAGUUUAUGGAUUUCAGCCAAAAUGAAUUAUUUGGCCAUAUACCAGUAUCCAUCGGGAAUUUGAAGAUGUUAACCAAAUUGGUCCUGUAUGGCAAUAAUCUCACGAGCUCCAUACCAUCGUCUCUAGGAAACUGCCAGAAUCUACUUCUCUUAGACCUUUCGUACAAUGGUCUCAGCGGUAACAUACCCCCGGAGAUUGUGAGCCUAUCAUCUUUGUCGAUUUAUCUCAACUUGUCUCAAAAUAAUCUUACCGGCUCCCUUCCGGAAGAAAUUGAAAAAUUGCAAAAUCUUGGUGAGUUACGUGUUGACGGGAACAGAUUAUAUCAACAGAUCCCGAGCACUAUCAGUAGUUGUAUAAGCAUGGAACGCCUAUAUUUACAAGAUAACUUUUUUGAAGGGUCCCUACCAUCAACUAUGAGUUCCAUGAGAGGCCUUCGAGUUUUGAAUGUUUCCAACAACCGAUUGUCAAGUCAAAUCCCAAAAUAUCUAGAAUCGCUAAAUCUGACAAAUUUGAGCCUAUCUUCCAAUGAUUUCGAGGGUGCAUUACCUACAGGAGGAGUUUUUAGAAGUGCCAUUUCAACUUCAGUUGUUGGAAACAGAAAGCUUUGUGGGGGUCUGCCAGAUUUUCGACUACCCAGUUGCGACUACAAAGAGUCAAAACGAGCGAGAAUAAGUGGAACUGCAAAAGUUCUGGUAUCCACAAUCUCUACUUUUGUAGGAAUAUCUUGCAUGCUCUAUUUGAUAUACUUAUUCGGGUAUAGACACAAAAAGAACACAUCAGCUUCAAGCUCUUCUAAAGAAGGGCUUUUGCAUGUUUCUUAUAAUAGUCUACUGAGAGCGACAGGUGGAUUCUCCUCCAUCAAUCUACUCGGUGUAGGUAGUUUUGGAUCUGUGUAUAGAGGGCUUCUUGAUCAGACUCAAUCGGUAGUGGCCAUCAAGAUUCUCAACCUUACCCGUCACGGAGCUUCCAAGAGCUUCAUAGCAGAGUGUGGGGCCCUGAGAAGAAUCCGACACCGUAAUCUCGUGAAGUUACUUACAGCAUGUUCUGGGUUUGAUCAUAAUGGAAAAGAUUUCAAGGCACUGGUCUAUGAGUUCAUGUCGAACGGGAGCUUGGAUGAAUGGUUGCACCCAACUGCAUCGCAAUAUACAGAGAGAAGCAAGUUGAGUCUACUUGAGAGAAUGAAUAUUGCAAUUGAUGUUGCCUGUGCACUAGAUUAUCUCCACCAUCACUGUGAAACGCCAAUAGUUCAUUGUGACGUAAAGCCUAGCAAUGUACUUCUUGAUGAUGAAAUGACUGGACAUGUAGGCGAUUUCGGGCUUGCUAGGUUCCUUCCAGAAGCAACACAUAAGCUACUAGUCGAUCAAUCGAGCUCUGUCGGGGUAAAAGGAUCUUUUGGCUACGUAGCUCCAGAGUACGGCUUAGGUAGUGCGGUAUCCACAGAAGGAGAUGUGUACAGCUUUGGAGUCCUUGUUUUGGAGAUGUUCACAGGCAAGAGGCCGACCGAUGACAUGCUUGAAAAUGGGCUGAACCUUCAUCGUUUCGCAAAGGCAUCUCUGACUGACCAAGUGGAAAAGGUAAUCGAUCCCAUUCUACUCCAUGAAAAUCAGGAAUCGGAGAAGAGACGAACCGUCGCUCCGGAUGGCAAGAACAAAAGCUCGUUUACUACUCUGGAGUGUUUGGCUUCGGUCAUCGAAAUAGGGGUCACUUGCUCUUCUGAGUCUCCAAGGGAACGAAUGGACAUAGGCGAUGCAUUGACUAAACUCCAAGGAAUCAAGAAGAAACUUCUUGAGUUCAUCGUCAUUGCCUAG
Rhodamnia argentea is the source of this 3153-nucleotide messenger RNA. Its product is annotated as putative receptor-like protein kinase At3g47110. Gene Ontology annotation, cellular component: plasma membrane. The record is from RefSeq and is a predicted model, not a curated record. The transcript is spliced from 2 exons. The coding region runs from base 1 to 3153 and encodes 1050 amino acids. Gene Ontology annotation, biological process: hormone-mediated signaling pathway; protein phosphorylation. Lineage: Eukaryota; Viridiplantae; Streptophyta; Magnoliopsida; Myrtales; Myrtaceae. Gene Ontology annotation, molecular function: protein kinase activity; protein binding; ATP binding.